AUGGGUGCGACUACUCAAGCUGCCAAUGGAGCAGCCCUCCCUUCACCACCUUUCGUCACUGUUGUUGGAAUCCAGAAUUUCCGCGACCUCGGCGGAUACACCGUGUCCUCACGCAGCAACCACUCCGUCCGACGCGAAAUCAUUUAUCGAUGCGCUGAACCGUCAGGAAUCACCAAAGAUGGAAUUGCCACCAUACAGAAGCUGGGGAUUACUCAUAUGUAUGAUCUACGAUCUAACCCCGAAAUUGAGCGUGCUCAAGCGGCCGGAAGAGGCGGGAUCGUAACGCUAUGGGAUGGCUGUGAGAGAGUGUUUUCACCUGUUUUUGCGGAUCAAAACUACAGUCCGGAGAGCUUAGCUCUGAGAUUUCGGAAUUAUGCUUCUAGUGGCACCGAGGGGUUUACAAAAGCUUAUACUAAUAUUUUAAAUGCUGGGCCGCCUUCUUUCAAGACUAUCUUGUUGCAUUUAGCGUAUGAACCCUCCAAACCCAUCAUCGUGCACUGUACCGCGGGCAAAGAUAGAACGGGGAUAAUUUGUGCUCUGAUUUUAUCUCUGUGCGGUGUGGAUGAUGAAACUAUUGCUUAUGAGUACUCACUCACUGAGGUGGGGCUUUCAAACGAAUGGAAACAGGACGUGAUUGAGCAUUUAAUGGACAACCCAGCUCUACACGGAAACGUGGAGGGUGCUUGGAACAUGAUUAGUGCUAAAGCGGCCAAUAUGUUAGCCACAUUAAAGGUCAUCAAAGAGAAAUUCGGCGGUGCUGAGCGGUAUAUGAUCGAAAAUUGUGGCCUCACCAAAGACGAGGUGGAGAAGAUUAAAUCAAAUUUGAUUGUUGAGACCCUGACACGGUGA
This is a messenger RNA of Venustampulla echinocandica, 849 nucleotides long. RefSeq lists its product as uncharacterized. Lineage: Eukaryota; Fungi; Ascomycota; Leotiomycetes; Helotiales; Pleuroascaceae. The record is from RefSeq and is a predicted model, not a curated record. Gene Ontology annotation, biological process: dephosphorylation. Gene Ontology annotation, molecular function: phosphoprotein phosphatase activity. Bases 1 to 849 code for a protein of 282 amino acids. The transcript is spliced from 3 exons.